GAUUCUUAACUUCUCAGAACGUAAAUAAACAUGGCAGAUCCAGGACGUAGGCAACAACAAGAGUCAUUGUCUAUGACAUCCACUGCUAUUGAAAUCGAUAAUCUUAUUGAAAUAGAUGAAAUGAAGAAUUCAUUGCAGAAGCUAUCUGAAGAAGAGAUUUCCAUUGAUGAAGAAUUGAAAUUACUUUUAGAUCAUCAAGGUAUUUUGGAAAAUAAAAUGUCCAGUUUGCACAAAAUGAUUCCUAAUUUACAGAUUCUAGAAGCUGACUCCAAGCAACUUUGUGGAAUGAUUUCUUUUACAUCAACUUUAGCUGAAAAUGUCAGCAGUAAAGUCAGAAAGCUUGAUCUUGCCAAGAGUAGAGUUGUUGAUUGCAUGCAACGCGUUGAAGAUAUUCUGGAUCUCAAAUUUUGCACAGAUGGUGUUCAGACAGCUUUACAGAAUGAGGAUUAUGAGAAAGCUGCAGCCCAUAUCCAUCGAUUUAGAGGCUUAGAUGAAACUGUUAUUAGAAUGAGUGCCGAUACAAAUGAAGGGGGUACACUCACAAGUUCAUUCAAAAUGCUUUAUGAAGCAGAGGAGAAAUUAAAAUCUAUUGUGCACAGCAAAUUUGAUGCAGCCGUCCACCAAGGAGAUAUUGCAUCUGUGGAAAGAUUUUUUAAACUAUUUCCUUUGUUGGGCAUGUACUCUGAAGGUCUUACAAAAUUUGGGAAACAUUUAGCAGCUCAGCUAUCAGAGAAAGCUGAUGGAAAUUUAAAAAUUACACUUUAUCCUGACUCAACAGACAAGAGAGCUCAUGUGAUGUUUGCUGAUACUUUAACACUAUUAUUUGAGAGCAUUGCUCGUGUUGUAGAAAUCCAUCAGCCACUAGUGGAGACUUAUUAUGGGCCAGGCAAACUGUUUCAACUUUUAAUGAUCUUACAAAAAGAAUGUGACAGACAGUGUCGAAAGAUAUUUGAACAUUUCAAAACACAUAGAGAUUACAGUGGAAAGGUGAAAAGAGUUCAACAAAAUGUAUCAGUAAUGAAAACUGACAAGCUUGACCCAAAGGAGCUGGACAUUUUGUUAUCAGAAAUGGUUUUAUUGAGUUCAAGGUCAGAACUAUAUCUGAGAUUCAUGCGCCGUCGAGCUAUAAGUGAUUUAGAAGCAGCCGAGUCAGACUCACAAUCACAAUCUGAUGGUCUUAAAGAAAUCGAUCAAUUUUUUAGUGGCUGUGAACUGAAUAGGAUGAUCCAAGAAAUUAUUGGCAAUUAUAUCUUGAUGGAAGAAUAUUUUAUGAGGGAAAUGAUAAUAAAGGCUGUCACUAUGGAUAGCUCAGAGGAAGGUCAACAAACAUCAAGUAUGGUAGAUGAUACAUUCUUUAUAGUCAAGAAAUCAGUCAGGAGAGCUAUUUCCAGUUCGAGUGUAGAUGGUGUCUGUGCCAUGCUUAAUCAUGCCUGCACAAUUUUAGAGCAAGAUUUUGGAGAAGUAUUGCUAUCUCGACUCCGAGCUGGCUAUCCAUAUGGUUUUGACUUGCAGCAUGCCUACAACAUUGUUCAGUCCAGUUUGCAGCAUGGAAAACUACAGAGUUCAUCAGACUCCAAAUCUAGAUCUCAGUUUCUGACAACAUUAAAUAAUGUUGAAGUCAGCUGUGAUUAUUGUAAAGCUCUGAAAUCUAAUUUGGAGGAAGACAUCUCAAAACUUUAUCCCCAAUGUUCUGAACAAAGUAGAGCAAAACUGGAGAGCUGUCUAGGAGAAGUGAUCAGUGUAUCCAGUAAAUUCAAAGAAAUUGUUGACUUUGGCUUCAAUCAGCUUGCAUCUAGUGCAGUCAAGCCAAGAAUUAAACCUCUGAUAGACUCCUUUUUGUCUACCAGUCACAACAUUUCUGAUGAGGAGUUUUCUAACUAUGAGGCUAAUGAUCCAUGGGUUCAGAAUGUCAUAGUGAGCUUAGAUGCAACAUUGACAACAUUCAAGGAGGCAAUGACACAAUCAAAUUAUGACAGAUUUGCUACAGCAGUAUCAGGAGAAAUCACCCAACAGUUAGAGAAAGCUGUGACUAAAACUACUUUCAAUAGGCUGGGAGGUCUUCAAUUCGAUAAAGAGUUGCGGGCCUUAGUUGGCUAUUUAUCAUCUGUUACCACAUGGACUGUUCGAGAUAAGUUUUCAAGAUUAAUGCAAAUGGCAACCAUUUUAAAUUUAGAGAAGGUUUCAGAAAUAAUGGACUAUUGGGGCCAAAACUCUGGACCAUUAACUUGGCGUUUAACACCUACUGAAGUACGACAAAUCCUGGCAUUAAGAAUUGACUUCAGAAGUGAAAACAUCAAACGAUUAAAACUCUAAAUAGAAGUCACAAACAUUUGAGCACCUGCUUAACACUUGGCCUGGGAUAUUUUUCCAGGCUUGUGUUUCAGUGUAAUGAACUUUAGGUUCAACUUGUUAGAUGCAUCACCAUGAAAAUUAGGUCCAAAAGGUACAUGGCCAGGAUCCUUAGGUUGAACUUGUGUGAUACAUGGGUCCAGUCUUUAGGGUUUGUCUAUUUAAACAAAAAAUAAACCUUUUUUUCUUAAGCAGCUUAUUUGUUAACGAAGUUGAUUUUAUUAAUUGGUCAGAAAUGAAACAAUUACUUUCAAGUUCUAAUAAACAUAUUUUAUGUGAGACUGGCAAACUGUUGCUUGUAUUAACUAUUCUAUCAAAACUGAACUACAAAAAUGCAAUGGUUUCUACCCUGUUCAGUUGACUGUAUUCAGCUUGUUUAUAGAGCUCCUGAAGUUACAGAUUUCAACUGCAACAAUUAUUUUUUAAUGAUUGUGAAUUUCAAUUUAUUUAUUUUUUAUAAUGGUCAUUUUCUUGUGGGAAUUUUUUAAUAUGCAAUCAAUUUGAAUGCUUAAAAUGUUGACUAAGUUUGUAUUGUAGUCAGAAGAGAAAUCUGUGUGUUUCAUUGUGUUCUACGGCACACACUGAACCUUGUCAGUGGAUCCAGAAUUAUAAUACAGUGAGGAUCAUAUCCUAAUCAUUAGAAGUUGUUUAUUGCUGAAAUAUAAUGUACACAACUUUCUCUAUAUAAUAGCUUUGCUAUUUUGUUUUUAAAAGGUUUGACUGUUGUGUCAAUCUGUAUCACAUUUGAUCUAAUUUGAUUAGUAUUAAGUCCUAACUUGUAUCUUCUGCUAAAUGUGAUAUUCAUUUGUUAAUUGUUAUUGUACACACAUGGAACAUUCAUUUUUUUAAAGUUUAAUAUAAAAUGUAUAUCAAAUAGUUGGCCAGGUAUUUUACAAUGUUUGAUUUCAUUCUGUACAUAUGGCUUGUUACACUUUUUAAAAAUAAAAUGUUGAGAUUCUG
Molecule: messenger RNA, 3309 nt
Organism: Biomphalaria glabrata
Lineage: Eukaryota; Metazoa; Mollusca; Gastropoda; Planorbidae
Product: conserved oligomeric Golgi complex subunit 4-like
Exons: 22
Coding region: 31-2313 (760 amino acids)
Source: RefSeq, a predicted model, not a curated record